GUGUUGUACGCUUGAAGGAAUAAUGGAUGAUCGGAGAAGAUGAUGCGCCAUGCCGCAAGCUUCGAUCCUGGCAUGGCUGAGCAACAAGUCGACGAGUGUACCGGAGGCGACAUGCACAAAAGCAGAGUCAGCCCAUAGCAACUUCACAUCCGCCCAGCCAACUCGGCCAUUAUCAUCGCAACAGGACUCGUCACAUACCAACAUUUUCUCGGCCACUACGGCCACCACCUCUACGCCAUCUCAACCGUUCAUCGGAUCCGCACGUCCCCUCCCAGCAAACGUAGAACUCCGCACCUGCACCAAAACCGACAUCCCCCACCUCAAACGCCUCAACAGUCUCCUCCUCCCACUCCCCUACCCAGACUCCUUCUACCGCGAAAUCACCGAAGAUCCCACAACUUCCAACCUCACCCUGCUAGCAUUCUGGCACGACGAUCCUGCGAAAAUCAGCACUCCCGAAGAAACGAAAGGCCGGCUCGUAGGCGCUAUCAGCUGUCGUAUUCUCCCCCGUCCAUCAGCACCGUUAUUUCCCAACACGCCAUCUACAGAGGUAGAGAAACGCAUGCUCUACCUCAGCACCCUCGUCGUCCUCUCGCCUUUUCGACAACACGGAAUCGCCACGCGGAUGCUGGACAUCGUCACGCGGCGCGCUAUUUCCGCUUACGGCGUCGCGAGCAUCGGAGCGCACGUUUGGGAGGCUAAUGCGGAGGCGAGGGAGUGGUAUGCUAAGCGGGGGUUUGUGGAGUUGAGGCGGGAGGAGGGGUAUUAUCGCCGGCUGGAGCCGAGGGGUGCGGCGGUUGUGGUGGAGAGGCGGGUGUCUGUUAUGGAUCUGGUGGGGGAUUGAGAAGGGAAGCAAGACCGGAGGAAAGCACUUUCCAGGAGGGAUGUCCUGUUCUCUCAGUCUGGUUGUUUGAGAGACGACAUAGACGACAGUGAGCUUUCUGAAUGAUCAGGGAUGCCCAGAGAGAGACUGCGUCGGUGGCCCUGCAUCUUCAGCACGCUCAGGUCGCACUGGUCGCCUAUGACAGAGUGCAUAUAGGGCUGCCACCCUCGAGUGCGAGAGUAUCUAGCGAGCUGCGGUCCCGAAGCACACGGCAACACGUCAAAUUCGGUACACGGGAAGGCACGCAAACUUGGAGAACA
Messenger RNA from Neohortaea acidophila, 1143 nucleotides. Its product is annotated as acyl-CoA N-acyltransferase. Gene Ontology annotation, biological process: mitotic sister chromatid cohesion. Gene Ontology annotation, molecular function: acyltransferase activity, transferring groups other than amino-acyl groups. Gene Ontology annotation, cellular component: NatA complex. The record is from RefSeq and is a predicted model, not a curated record. The transcript has a single exon. Lineage: Eukaryota; Fungi; Ascomycota; Dothideomycetes; Mycosphaerellales; Teratosphaeriaceae. The coding region runs from base 50 to 844 and encodes 264 amino acids.